AUGAAUUCAUCAAUACAUCAACUUACAAAUCUUAUCAUUGAUACUUCAAUCAUUGUAAUGUCUUCAUUGACAAUUUGUCUAUCAUUCGGAAUAUUUUGUUUUAUUCUUUAUCAUUUAAUUAAACGAAAACAUUCAGCUAAUCGAGUAGCACUUCUAUUAAUUGGUAAUAUGUAUUUAACCUUACUUAUAUUUUGUAUUUUACUAUUAGAACAAUACACUCGUGUUAUUCAAGGACAUCUCUAUCUAUUAAUUUCUUUAAAUGAUGGAAUUUAUUGCCAGUUUCGUGCUUAUUUUGUCUUAGUUUCCAUCUGUACAAUAUUUUAUUCAAAUACACUUCAAGCCAUUUAUCGUCUAUGUCGUGUUGUUUUCCAUACACGACAAUCUCUUCAAUCAUUUCGACUUUAUCAAAUUCUAAUUCUUAUUCAAUGGAUCAUUUGUUUUCUAAUGAUAAUUCCAACAUUUGUACUUGGUGAUUUCAAAUAUUUAGUCGAUGAUUAUCAUUGUCAAAUUGAAUAUCAAAGUAUGCGUAGUACACUUCUCAAUGGAACAUUAGCUUAUAUGAUUCCUAUGAAUACUACUAUUGGAUGUUAUAUGUAUACAGUACGAAAGAUGCGACAAGGAAAUAAUAGCUUAAUUCAUACAAUGACACAUAUACAACAAGUAACGGCUCGUCGUGAUUUAAUUGUUUUAUUUCGAAUUUGUAUUCUUCUUGGAUUAUUAAUGGCCUUUUUUAUUCCUUCAACAAUUAUACUUUCAAUCUAUAAUUUUACGGGUUAUCUUCCAUGGUGGUCAUCACAAAUUCAAUGGUUAGUUUUUAUUACAUCAAUUAUGUGUGUAACUAUUGUUUUAGCAUUCAUAUCUCCUCAUAUACGACAUUUGUGGACAAUAAAGUUAUUUCAUCAACGUGCAAGAAAUACAGCAAAUAUUGUACUGUAA
Messenger RNA from Adineta steineri, 936 nucleotides. NCBI's taxonomy places the organism in Eukaryota, Metazoa, Rotifera, Eurotatoria, Adinetida, Adinetidae. The record is from the annotation of a GenBank genome assembly.